Miniopterus natalensis is the source of this 1855-nucleotide messenger RNA. It is a transcript of the gene MCAT, whose product is annotated as malonyl-CoA-acyl carrier protein transacylase. The record is from RefSeq and is a predicted model, not a curated record. Lineage: Eukaryota; Metazoa; Chordata; Mammalia; Chiroptera; Miniopteridae. Gene Ontology annotation, molecular function: transferase activity.
CGCUACCCGCGCGUCCGCGAGCUCUACGCCGCCGCCCGCCGCGUGCUGGGCUACGACCUGCUGGAGCUGAGCCUGCGCGGGCCGCAGGAGGCCCUGGACCGCACGGUGCACUGCCAGCCCGCCGUCUUCGUGGCCUCGCUGGCCGCCGUCGAGAAACUGCACCACCUGCAGCCCGCGGUUAUUGAGAACUGUGUCGCUGCUGCUGGAUUCAGUGUGGGAGAAUUUGCGGCCCUAGUGUUUGCUGGAGCCAUGGAAUUUUCUGAAGGUCUCUAUGCAGUGAAAAUCCGAGCUGAGGCUAUGCAGGAAGCCUCGGAAGCAGUCUCCAGUGGGAUGUUGUCUGUCCUCGGCCAGCCCCAGUCCAAGUUCACCUUCGCCUGUUUGGAAGCCCGGGAGCACUGCAAGACCUUGGGCAUAGAGAACCCUGUGUGUGAGGUGGCCAACUACCUCUUUCCGGACUGCAGGGUGAUUUCAGGACACCUGGAGGCUCUGCAGUUUCUCCAGAAGAACUCUUCUAAGUAUCACUUCAGACGCACGAAGAUGCUGCCAGUCAGCGGAGGGUUCCACACCCGCCUCAUGGAGCCGGCCUUGGAGCCCCUGGCGCAAGUCCUAAAGGCCAUCGACUUGAAGAAGCCCCUGGUUUCCGUGCACUCCAACGUCAACGGGAACAGGUACAUGCAUCCUAAACACAUCCAGAAGCUGCUGGUCCAGCAGGUGGUCUCCCCGGUGAAGUGGGAGCAGACGAUGCACGCCUUGUACGAGAGGAGGAAGGGCACCGAGUUCCCCCAGACUUUUGAGGUGGGACCUGGGAAGCAGCUGGGAGCCAUCCUGAAGAGCUGCAACCUGCAGGCCUGGAAGUCCUACAGCCACGUGGAGGUGCUGGAGGCGGAUGAGGCCCCGGACCAGCACCUGUAGUGUCUCCUGGUGGCCACGGGGUGGGGGUGGGGAGCUGCAGGGAGCCGAGCCAGCCUGUCCUGCCCAGGAAACUGUUCCUGCCACGCCUUCCUGUCCAGCCUCCUCUGGCGAGUGAUAGGGAGGGAUUGUUUGCAAAGAGCUUUGGCGUCACGUAAAGCACUGAAAGUGAGGAUUUCUUUAUGCAGCACAGUCCGUUUCUCCUCAAAUCAUGCCUGGAUGCUGGGAAAGGCAGCAGUGCAAGUUACCCGAAGAGACUGGAGUUCUCACCCUGCCUCCACCAGCCGGCCACGUGGGCCGACCACAGCCCCUCGGGCUCAGGUGGCUCCUCUAAAAUAGGCUGGGACAGCCUGGCCAGCAGGAGCGUUCUAAGGACGAGAAAGUGUGACCAGUGGCCAUGUCCCACCCUGCAUGGCAGGUGCUAUGGGCACACUGGCAUGGCCACCAGGUAGGACAGUGCUGGAAAAGAACGGGCUCCACUGCCCCUGCAGCCACCCACGACCAUAACCUUUGCUCCUUUGUCACUGAAUCCAAAGGACCUGGCUGGCCUUGGCAGCCCUGCCACCCGGUAAUCCCAGGUCAGUUUACUUUCCCAAGAGACAGUACUGAGUGCCUGCUGUGUGCCAGGGACUGGGUAGCUGCUGCCCUGGCAAGAAGAGGGCCCUUUAGUGAGGCAGGAGGGGUACAGGGAGGGCCCAUGAGGGCCCGCCUUUUCCCCCCACCCUAGGCGAAUACUGAGUGCCUCCUGUGUGCCUGUGACUAGUCUGGCACAGGGCAUAUCCUCAGCCUGCUCCACACCAGGGGCACAGCACAGGCACCCUGCCAAUGCCUCUCUUUGCAUUGGUAUGAAAUGAGUAAUUCUGUGCUCCUUGGGUGGUUUUUCAUUGUUCAGCAACAGUGGGCAAACCUUAUUGGGAAUAAACCUCUGCAUUUGUCUUUAAAUGUU